Messenger RNA from Protopolystoma xenopodis, 861 nucleotides. Lineage: Eukaryota; Metazoa; Platyhelminthes; Monogenea; Polystomatidea; Polystomatidae. The record is from the annotation of a GenBank genome assembly.
UUAAAUGCAAUUAAUGUAGGUGAGGACAACGUUACACUAUCUACGUCAAGUAUAUUGAAACUUCGUGUACUCGAUGUAAACGAUAAUGCACCACUAUUCUUACCGCCAUAUAUACCUUCAGAAACAUCCUAUCUAAAUUUCAACGAUGAAUCACAAAAAUUUCUGCCUACGACCCAAGAAAAUAAUACUCGCGAAAGUACGGUAUCGGAUGAUUAUAAGGUUAAAUCAGACCAAAUUUCAAUAAACAAACAGUCAAAUUUUGACAAAAUUGAAAAUGGCUUCAUAACUUUGACAAAAGCGAAUAAAGCAUCCUUGUCUCCACGUAAUAAGGAUGAAGCUGGUCAUAAAUUUCCCAAACCUGAGCGCAACUGGCCUCGCGAACAGCAUGCUGCAAUUCAUCCAUUUGAUAGAAUGAUUAUGGUGUCAGAGGAAGUACAGCGUGGCGCACUGAUUGCACGUAUUUUGGCAAGCGACGCUGACACUGGAGAUAAUGCUCGACUUGCAUUCGACAUCAUUAACUGCAACCCAGUAGAGCAUCUAACUGAGCCAUUACGAAAUUAUAUGAUAGAAGAAGGCAUAGAUACGGACAAUGAAUUACUUCUCUUUCAACAAACACGAGAAAUGACAAUGAAAUUUAAGCCACUUCAUAUAAAGCAAGGAGUUGAUGAAUCCUUGAAGUGUUCAAAGGUCGUCAAUCAUCAAAAUAAUGAAGAAAAGGCGCAUUGGCCUCCCUUUAUCCUUGAUAGAAAAGAUGGAAGCUUGUGGAUCUCAGGACCUGUAGAUAAAGAGGCAAUCGAUUACUAUAAGCUAGAAGUGACCGUGCACGAUUUUGGUUCCCCAAAACGCCUGACAACUACGUAA